Betta splendens (Siamese fighting fish) is the source of this 5737-nucleotide messenger RNA. It is a transcript of the gene disp2, whose product is annotated as dispatched homolog 2 (Drosophila). NCBI's taxonomy places the organism in Eukaryota, Metazoa, Chordata, Actinopteri, Anabantiformes, Osphronemidae. The record is from RefSeq and is a predicted model, not a curated record. The transcript is spliced from 10 exons. The coding region runs from base 235 to 4671 and encodes 1478 amino acids.
CUGGCAGCAUCCUCAGCAUCACCGCGGCUCCGCCAAUCAGCGCGCGGCUCGGGGCAGAUUAACCCGUGCGGCCCCGGUGCCGCUCCGUAGUAGGAGCCACGGAGAGACGCGAGCGAUCCUCGUGGACUCGGUCUGGUCAAAUGAGGGCUCAUUAGUUAACCCGGUUCGGAGCAACUGGAAAUUGUUAACCGUCUUUUUUUUAAAUUGAGGUUUCAGCGUCGCAUCAGGAGGGAGAUGGAAGCUCGCUCGAUAAUAGGAGAAAGCACGGAUGCGAUAGUGAUGGAUGACUCUCCUACAGAUGAAAGGGAAAUCCGGGACGCUUGCCAAAGUGAGAUCCCAGCUCUUUCCCUGUGCCCUCCUGACGGCAUGUGCUCCACUGAAGCCCAGUUGACACUCACCCAGUCGGAGGGAGAGCUCUGUGACAGCUGCAGCGGCUUCAGCAGACCGCCGUCCUCCUGUCAGCUCUACCACCAAGUCCCACAGGGUCACAGAGCCAGAGCCUACACGUCCCCGCAGGCCCGCACAUGUCCCCAGUGCAGCCGCCAGGGGCCCGUCAAGCCCAGCGCCCGCUGUCGGCCGGACGCCGCAGCUCCGUGUUCUGACGGAGGUCCGGCGGCGAAGGUGGAUCACAGCUGCGCUUCUGCCCAUCCAGGACUCGUCCGGUGUCACUGGCUGCACGGGUCCAACGAGAGCGGCACCCAGAAGCCAGCGCAGCGGCACGUGGUGACAGUGAGGGACGGAGGCCUGUACAGCUUCCUUAGAAGUUAUUCCCAGAUGAUAGUGGACUACCCGCUGGCGUUGCUGCUGUGCUGCGCCGCGCUGCUGCUUGGAUGUUCACUGGCUGGACUCUUCAUCGGGCCACUGCCAGACUUCUCUGACCCCCUGCUGGGCUUCGAGCCGCGAGGGACCUACAUCGGCGUUCGCCAGUCCAGUCUGACCGAGCUGCAGCAGAACACCGGCCCCGGGAAAACGCUGUCCCCGCUCCCACCGCAGCUCGGUAAAAGCGGUUUCGGCAGCGCUGGCCGGGACGCGCCGCGGCUUCGCAUCCGGAGGACGCUGGCCUUCGACGCCCCUCAGGAAACGUUCCUCUGCGACGGUCCAGGCCAGCACUUGGCCCAGCUGGUGUUUCGAUCAGAACACUCUGCCAGUCUCUGGAGUCUGAAGGCCAUCCACGCCAUGUGUGCCAUGGAGCAACACAGGAUUCGCUCCCAGGCUCGGUUCCCGGAGCUGUGCCAGCAGCUUGUGAGGGGGGAGACGGGGGAGACGGGGGAGACGUCCAGAGGCGGCUGUUGUCCGAGCUGGUCUCUGGGGAACUACUUGGCUGUUCUCACCAACGCCUCCUGCUGCCUCAGUCUCACUUCACACCAGGUUUCGGAGUCUCUGAACCUCCUUCGAGCCUGUGCUCCGUACUACCACGCCGGUCAUCUGGUGGAGGCCUGCGUGGACACACCCAAGCGUGGCGGCUGCUCAACGGUCCCAAACCGCUGCAAACAGUCCCGGGUGGUCUUUCAAAUCCUGCACUUUCUCGUCGAUAAGGACUUCCUUGGACCGCAGACGGUCCAGUAUCAAAUCCCCACGCUGAAGUACAGCCUCCUGUUCCUGCCCGUCGACAAAGGGAAGCACAUGAUGGAGAUAUACAUGAAGCGCCUCGAGGGCCAGGAUCUGACGUCCAGCAACACCACCAUCACCGGAAUGGACUUUGGCAUCAAGCAGACCUUGUUUAAAUACUACCUGGCAAAAGACUCGGUCUACCCUGUUUUAGCUGUUGUUUCUCUUCUUUUCACUAUGGCUCUAUAUCUCCAGUCUCUCUUCAUAGUGACAUUGUCAUUAAUAGCCAUUACUGGCUCCCUCCUGACGUCUUAUUUUUUCUAUAAAGUAGCCUUUCGACUUGCUUUCUUCCCAUUAGUCAACCUCUCUGCAGCUCUGAUGCUCUUGGGAAGUUGCUCCAAUCAGGUUUUUGUCUUCGCUGAUUUCUGGAAGCUGCAGCUCUCCCAGAACCCCUCCGCCUCCCAGGAGAAGAGAGUCAACAGGGCUUUGCAGGAAGUGGGCUAUUUGAUUUUAGCAUCCGGACUGACCUCCAGCGCAGCAUUUUUCUCUGGCUAUCUCAGCAGCAUCACAGCCAUCAGAUGUUUCUCUGUUUAUCUUGGAACCAGCUCUUUGAUCAGCUCCCUCCUGGCGUUAGUGUGGCUGCCGUGCUCGUUCGUCCUGCGGGAGCGCUACAUAAAGGCGCCCUCCGCCUCUGUGGCGGUGCCGGGGUGGAAGCCGUGCUGCUCCAAAAGCCCCGGAGGCUUCUGGGAAACGGGCUCACGCAAGAGGUGCCUCUUCACCCUCGGCCAGAAGCUGAGGGAACUGAAGCGCGGUCUCACGGACACGUCCAAUUUGUUAUUCCUCAAAAUCCUGCCUUGUGGAGUGGUCAAGUUCAGGUACAUCUGGGUGUGCUGGUUCGCAGUGCUCGCUGCUGGGGGCACGUACAUGUCCUGCAUCGACCCAGGCAUGAAGCUCCCCACCCUGGACAGCAAGCUCACACAGCUCUUUGUCUCUAGUCACCCGUUCGAGCGAUACGACGCAGAGUAUCGUCAUAUGUUCAUGUUUGAGAGACAAAGGAACGGGGAGGAUAAACCUGUCACGAUAACUCUCGUUUGGGGUGUCAAACCCACCGAUAACGGGGACCUCCUCGACCCUAGAAGCAACAGCUCUUUGGUUCUAGACACAGAUUUUAACAUGAGCCGACCGGACGCGCAGGUCUGGCUACGGGAUCUUUGUGGACGCGUCCAGAACCAAAGCUUCUAUUCCCCUCAGUCAUCUGAGGAUACAGACGUAACGACAGACAACGUCUGUCUGGUGGAGCAGCUGAUACACUGGGUGUCUGUCAGACAGUGCUCAGAGAGCCACGACGUGGACUUCUGCUGUAAUGACGUCCCCUUCCCCUACCCCCCCAGCGUCUUUGAAAGCUGCCUCAGUGCGAUGCUGGCGGAGCGGUACGCCGAGGGCCAUCUGGCCCACAGCGGAGGCCUGUUCUUCCAGCCAGAUGGCAGGGUCGCUGCCCUCGUGUUGGCGUUCAGAACCACAUACCUCCACAGCUUCAACUUCACCAGAAGCAACAUUUUCUACAAAGAAAUCCGGACGUGGUUCAACGGGGAGCUAGCAGAAGCGCCGCGCGGACUAGAGAAGGGCUGGUUUAUAAGCGAGCUGUCUCUUUUUGACCUCCAACAGUCUUUAAGCUCAGAGACUCUGCUCGUAGCAGGCUUUUCAGUCGCUCUCACGUUUGUUUUGCUCUUUGUCACCACCUGGAACGUUUUGUUGAGUAUAUAUGGCACCGUGGCUGUAGGAGGGAGCGUGUUUGUCACCGUCGGCCUCCUGGUCCUCCUUGAGUGGCACCUCAGCGGCAUUGAGGCUCUGUUUAUAUCGACAGCAGCAGGAUUGUCCGUUGACUUUAUCGCCAACUACUGCAUAUCCUACAACUUGGCUCCCCAUUCGGACCGAUUUGGGAAAGUUGCGCACGCUACCAAGCGGAUGGGAUGUCCAGUAGCUAUAGUCUCCGCUGCAUUUUUCUUCAUGGGGAUCAUCAUGUUGCCUGCCACGGCCUUGGUCUUUAGAAAAUUGGGAAUAUUCCUUUUUUUGGUCAAAUGUGUAGCGUGUGGCUUUGCAACCUUCUUUUUCCAGUCUCUAUGCUGCUUCUUUGGACCCCAGAAAAACUGUGGGAAAAUAACGUUGCCUUGCUUUUUGGACCACACCGAUGGCUUGCUGUCUUCUUGCUCAGAAGCAGAGCCUGGUUCCUCAUCCUCCGCCUCGGCUGCCAACGGGGCCUUCGGCAGAGCUAGAGUGAGGAGGAGCUAUGACAAGCAGUCCGGAGGUUCUCUCUACCCAAACAGGGGCACAGUAGCAGGAGGGCAAGGGCCCGAUCAGUACGAACUGCAGCCUCUGGCCUAUCGACUGAGCGACAGCUUUGAAAACAGCACCUGCACCAGCAAACUGUCCAACCGGCCGUCUGUGCUCUCGGACGAAAUCGAGUACUGCGGGAAAGACGUGGGCAGAAAUAGCAUUGAUGGGGCGAGCGAAGAGGUGUGCAGACGUCAAAGUAAGAUGUGCCAAGCCCCUCCAGCCAUCCAGACGUCAUCGCCUUACAGAGAAAACACCCUACGACCUGUGGGGCUGGUAGAGGAAGGUCUAGCUAGGGACAAACAGCUCUGUAAAACCUGCAGGGGUCAGUCUGCCGGGACGAAGCACUGGGCCAACGCAUCCUUCUCCUCAUCCUCUAGCACAGAGGAGCCGACCAUGAGCCGCACUCUGGAGACCAUUGACCAGCCAUCUCUGUACAAAGACGAGCAAACUAUGGAAGGCCACUGUCAUCCCUCCCACAAAAGGCCCGUCUCCUCCCAGUCCCAGAGCUCCUUCGAGGGUCUGGAGGACUCCUGUGAAACAUGCCUCAGUGACAUCGAACCAGGGUCUUCCAAACUGCAACGGCACGAAGCAGAAGACGAUCAGCCACAACCAGGACAUCUCAACGGAAAGAGAGACACGCUUUGCCUCUCUCUGAAGGAAACUGUCUACGAUACCUGCAGUAAAGGCCGCACUAAUCACAGUGAGGAGGUCGUCAUCUUACCCAACAGUAAGCCAGACUUACCAGACAUCUGGAUAAAGAGAGAUGGAAAACGGGAGGAUACGUGCUGAUCAGGGUUGGCACUGUGCAUUAAUUAGGACCACCACCAACAAAAGAAGCUUCUACUUUUGUAUGCUCAAAGGAAAUAUUAGCCAACUGCAACCAAUGUGACAGUGUUUGUCCAAAACAAGGUCAGUGCGUCAGCGAAAGGUCAACGGAGCAUGACAUUCUCAAACUGGGGAAUUUACAGACAAUAAAACAUUAAAGGUUUAUGUUACCCACAAACGAGGAACAAAAACUGCCCCGUGUUAUGAUGACAUCAAGUUCUGCACCGGCUCCUGCAGAAUUCCCUUUGUGCCUGGAACAUUUCACCAUCUGCAUAGACUGGGGUCCGGACCCAUGUGCAGCCACUGGCCUUCAAAGGACGCUGUGUCUGACAGAACUGUACUGUAUAUAAGCAAGAGUAAAUCAUUAUGACAUGCACAACAGCAGCCGGCUAACGACUGCACAAGAUAUACGACAGCAUGUCAUUAUUAUGACUAUGAUAUAGAAAGUCAGAAUGUGUCAUUUGUGGCGUUCUGGCUUGUUUGCAUUCAGUGUUUCACAUAGAAAGUCGUGUUUAUUUCAGGCUCAGUCUAUGUGGCUUCAACCAGUGUUGGGUAAUUGCAUUCCAUCCAGUUAUCCAAGGAAGCCUUAACAUUCAGCUCGUUCCACAGCCCAGACGUGAUGCUAGCAAAUCUAUAUUACAGUCACGUUCAAAUAACACUAUUUAAAACAUAGGCAGCAUGAGCCAGUGUCUUUGAAAAGGUUGUUUAUAAAAUGUGUGUCUUGUGCAAAUGAUGUGCUUUAAAUUAUAAAAUGUUUUAUGGUUAUAAAUAUAUAAAGACUAAAAUAAUAUCGGAAAGCAAUGACUGAGGACAAGAAAGAUUUUUAUUUUUUAUUAUUAAUUAUUUAGUGCAGAAUCAGCAAACUUUGAGGAGCCUUGACUUUAAGGCACUAAGCAGAAUUACCUGCCUUAAAGAUGGAGAGGCUUUUUAUGAACAGGGGACGUUGAGGAACCAUCAGUAUUACUUACCGUGACAAAAGGUUGUUAAGUUUUUACAAAGAUUAAAUAAAACAAAAGCUUAUUUUGCUGCA